Pogona vitticeps (central bearded dragon) is the source of this 1180-nucleotide messenger RNA. Lineage: Eukaryota; Metazoa; Chordata; Lepidosauria; Squamata; Agamidae. The record is from RefSeq and is a predicted model, not a curated record.
CUUUUAUGUGGCCGUCAUUUCCAUGCCAGCCCUGGGGGACCCUGUCGGAGCCCCGCCUCGCUGUUACCUGACCACGGUCAACGCCCUGAAGGUGGCCGACUGCCAAGGGCAAGGACACAGGGCCGUGCCUGAGACCGAUCCCUCCGUUCAGGUCCUGCUCCUGAACUUCAACUCCUUCUCCGUCCUCUUGAAUUCCUCCUUCCCACGCCUGGAGUCCUUGGCCUUCCUGUCUCUCGGGAAGCAACGGACCGGGUCCCUUCUUCUCGGAGAGAGGGCCUUCCAAAACGUGCCUAACAUCACCUUCCUGGACCUCGGGGGCAACGGGAACCUGACCCUCCAUCCCGGCGCCUUCCGCGGCCUCUCCAAACUCGAGGUGCUUCUUCUGGACGUCAACGGGUUCGGGGACGAAGUGCUGGAAAACGGCUAUUUCCGGGACCUGGUGUCUCUCAAGAGGCUCGAUCUUUCUGGAAAUCGGAUCCGUAGGCUGAGGCCGGAUCCGUCCUUCCGAGGGCUCGGGGCGCUCAGUAUCCUCCAGCUGAGGCUCAACCGGAUCCAGGCGAUCUGUGGAGAUGACCUCGGACCCCUCGGGGGACGCCGCUUGGCGCUCCUCGACCUGUCCUCCAACCCUCUGCGCGACCAGCCGGCCUGCGGCCACCCUUUCCGGAACCUCACGCUGGGGACCCUGGAUGUCUCCGGCAACCCCUGGAACGUCGGCGAGGCCGAGCGGUUCUUCGCGAAACUGAACGGCACCCGCAUCCGGCACCUCAAGGUCCGACACUCCGGAGCCGUCGGGAGCGGGUUCGGUUUCCGCAACCUCAAGGACCUCUCGGCCAGCACUUUCUCCGGGCUGCGUCACGCCGGCGUGGUCUCCCUCGAUCUGUCCCACGGCUUCCUGAACGAGCUGGUCCCUUCGGCCUUCUCGGGGCUCCCUGACCUCAACCUUCUGCUCCUGAGAGCCCAUGAGAUUAGCAGGAUCCGACCCGGGGCCUUUGUCGGGUUGAACAAGCUGCGUGUCCUCGAUCUCUCCCACAACCUCCUCGGGGAGAUCUACCGGGAGGCCCUGGAGAGCCUCAAAUCCUCUUCCCUGCAACGCCUCAUCCUCCGGUCCAACCACAUUGGAAUCGUCCAGCGCGGGGCCCUCGCCGGGCUGGGCUCCUUGCAGACGCUGGACCUCCGAGAC